AUGGCAACAAACUUUCAUGAAUCUGAAACUACACAGCGGGAAAAAACUGUUUCUCGUUUGAAGAUUUUCAAUUUUAGUUUAAACUGGGAUCUGAAAAUGACACAAUGUAAGCCUUGCAGGUCCAAGCCAGGAAAUAUAUUAACUAGACGUUUGUGUAGAAAUAAAAAGCAUAGUGAAGAUAACGAGCUUUACAGAUCAAACAGUUUCAAAUUUGAACGUUUUGAAAAAAGGGAUACAACAGAGGAGGAUAAAAAUAAUAUUUUUGUCUGUGAAGAUUAUAGUUUACCGCUUGAUUACUUCAAAAGUUGUUCCUCGAAUCUCCAUCCGAAACAAUUGUCACACUCAAAUAUUCAAUCAAAAAAGCAGUCCUUUAAAGUUGAAUUGCUAGAAGGAUAUAGUCAACCAAAUGACGAUGCAACUUUAGUCACUACUGCUAGUUUUGCAAGCAACGAAAAAAAGAUUAGCAAUCGUCGGGUUUACUCAGAUUCUUCGCUACCACAGUCCUCUGAAUGUGAAUUAGAGCAAAACUUAGACUCUGGUAACAGCUUAUCAGACAUUGGAAAAGAUAUCUUUCAGUUGGAAAAAAAUAGUAAACCUUCACUUUAUUAUUAUUCAGACAUAGCCAAGCGUCAAGAUAAAAAAACUAAUUUAGAAAAAACACUUUUCUUAAAUCAAAACAAAACAUAUUUUAAACGAUCUUCCACAUCAACGAAGAAAACGAGGUCUCUAGCGGCCAAAGAGAAAUCAAAGAAAUUAUACCAUUCAUCUGAAAGUGAAACUUCUGAAAAUUCCGAAUGUCCAGAAUGUAAAAAUACUCACAGUAUUCUCAAACCCAAUGUGAAACCUUUGUUAGAAUUCGAAAUGCACGCUUUUGAAAGUAAUGAUAUUUUUACUUCACAAGCGAUUUUUGGAUCAUAUAGCAGUAAUAAUAAUGCAUUAAGUGAUUGUUCCUUCAAUUCCUGUGACACUAUUUUAAAAUCAAAAGAUAUGAACAGUAAAAAGCAAAUUUAUGAGACAGCAUUUGACUCAAGAAUAACAAAAAAUGAUGAUAUUUCAAUCCUUGAUAACAUAACAAAAAACCCAGAAAUGUUUCCGUUCCCGAAUGACUUAUUAAUGAUUUCUGAUUCAUCGCUAAGUUGUCUUGGUAUUCAGGAAGGUAAAAAAGACAAUAAUACAAACAUUGAAAAUGAUGCAUUGAUCGAAGACAUGAAUGAACUUUUAAUAAAUGAAAAAACUAAAACACAAAAACCAUUUAGCACACCUUCUCCCCCAUCUACAGCUCCACUUCCUUUAAAGUUUCCCAGUAAAAAUAGCAAUUGUUUGAAAGACACAAUAAAAAGCACACCAAAUUUACCAAGUUCUGAUGUAUUACAAUAUCCUAAAGCGAUGAAUAAUUGUUGUAUUUUUGGAGAAACAAAACAAAUUCAAAUAUCGUCUUCUAAAAAAACAAGUGAAAAAUCACGAUCUGAUCUACAUGAUAACAACUUGAAAUUUAAACAAAAAUUUAAAAUUUUUGCCUCAACUGAUAGCAUCAAAAGUAGUAAUAUUAGUAUUGACUCAUUAAGAUCGUGUACAAGCGACGAAGCUCGAAGUACGACGAGCUCAGAUUCUCAAAGAUCUUCAUCAAUUAGUUCGCAUGACUCUGAUUCAGGAUCAAGAGCGUUUUAUCAAUUGAAAAAUAAUGUUUCUUUUAAUACAAAACUCCAUAUGCUAAGUCCAAUAUCGGAUAAAUCAGUUAUAGAAUCUGCAGAGAUAGAUGGUUCAAUGACGAAAGAUCCCAUAACAGUCCCAGUGAGAAGGAAAAUAAAUACUGAAGGAAAUAUGGAGUUUAAAAACAAUAGUUUUUCGCACAAAUUACUAUCGUCUUUGGCAUCUGAAAUUCGAGGUUCAGAUAGUGGUAUAUCUUUACAAUCCAGAGAAGAGAUGAAACAGAAUGUAUCUACCAGUGAAGUUGAUAAACAAAUUACUUUUGAAACCAAUACCCCUUAUAGCCUAAAUGAUCUUCCUUUUGAUAUGCCAAAGCUUGAACGACGCCAUGGAUACUUCCAGUCAGAAUGUUCAACAAAACAAAUUGAUUCUACAAAUUUAGAAAUAUGUUUGGUGAAAAAAAGUAAUGCUAACAACAUUGAAAGGCAAAGUCUUACAUUAAAUUUUAACGAAAGAAAAAGUCCUAAAUCCUUGAAAUUCGGUACAAUAAAUGGUUACUCUAAUUCAAAUAACACGAUGCUUAAACUUGAUUUAGGUAAUUACAAUCAAUUUUCCAAACUCAUUGAUGUCGACAUUCCAUUUGAUAGACAAAAUUGGUAUCAUGGAGCAAUUAGUCGAAUCGAAGCAGAAAAUGUACUUCGACCUCUAGAUGCAGGUAGUUUUUUGGUACGCAACAGUGAAUCAGCAAAGCAAGAUUAUUCGUUAUCUUUAAAAAGUGCCAAAGGAUUCAUGCAUAUGCGCAUACAAAGGUCAGAUGAUUCGAACAAGUAUAUUUUAGGUCAAUUUAGCAGACCAUUUGACACCAUACCUGAAAUGAUUCAGCAUUUUUGUUUAAAUCGUUUACCAGUUAGAGGAGCUGAACAUAUGUGUUUAGUUAAACCAGUUGUUGUACAAAUUUUAUAAAAUCACAUCAUUUUAUGAUCAGUUUAACUGAUUUGAAAAU
This is a messenger RNA of Culicoides brevitarsis, 2650 nucleotides long. RefSeq names its product tyrosine-protein kinase Fer (gene hwt). The transcript is spliced from 9 exons. Gene Ontology annotation, molecular function: phosphotyrosine residue binding. Lineage: Eukaryota; Metazoa; Arthropoda; Insecta; Diptera; Ceratopogonidae. The coding region runs from base 1 to 2610 and encodes 869 amino acids. The record is from RefSeq and is a predicted model, not a curated record.